CGAGGGGAGGUCUCUAAGAGGUUUCUGCGUCAGGUUCCGUACGGUGCAAUCUUGCAAAUGGGAUUCUUAUGAAUACAAACAAACCACUUAUUUACAGAUUUACAAAAGAAGAAGGAAGUGUCUAUGUGCCACAGAGAACGUUAGAUGCCUAUUGUGGCAAGAAGUGCUCAGUAUGCCUAAGGAACAUGCUUGCAUGAGUAGGAGGGAGCCCUGUGAAUCCGGCAAGAAUGCCAAGGACAGGAGCAACACUGCCAGCAACAUUGCCAGCAACAUUGCCAGCAACACUCCCAGCAACACUGCCAGCAACACUGCCACUCUGUUGGUCUCCAUGAUUACUGCAGACACUGAGUCCGAUGGAAGGGCUUUUUGUUCCAGCUCCGAAAAAGAUUCUGGAUAUUCUGACAAUAACAGUUGUACAGACUGGCUCCAUGCGGAUGGAGAGGACCAGUGCAGCAGUGUGAGUGAGGCCAGGGGAAGUGAGGGUUCUCAGGCCCAGGUCAGGCCCGAGCAGACCCCUCCCCACAGGAACCAAAUCCCAAUCCCAACGCUCAAACCAGGAGGCCCUGACCUCACUCCCAUCGUCAUCAUCAAGAACAUAGUGCUCAAACAGCCUUUGGUGGUAAAGAAUAUUUCAGACAGUCAAGUUGACAACCCAGCCAGGAAAACCAAAAGUAGAACCUACAUGCCCAUUCUCAGGUCCUACCCCCGUAUUGCCCCCCAUCCCAGCCAGAAGACCCCACUGAACCCCCAGGUCAAGAGGACUGGGAGUGAGGACCAGAACCAGAGCAAGAGGAUGUGUACUGAGAAGGACACUGUAUCCUCUACUACUAACUCACUGAUACCCACCAGACAAUACGCCCACAAGCAGCCGGACCCUAAGAGAAGCCUGUCCCAAUGGCAGUGCCCUGCUUCACCGCCUAGUCCCCGCUCCCGAUUUCCCUCCGGCACCUCUCCCGUCUGUGUGUCCAGUGCUGACACCUCCACCACCAUCUCAUCCCGUUCUGGUGGCUCCUCUUCCCUCAAUGCUGAUAGAAGUUCCUGCAGGCAUGUUCCUGGCCUCUCCCUGUCUGUCUCGGCACACAACCGACGCUUCCUGAACACGCUGGCCAUCCUGAGCCACUCAGGCCUGCUGGAAAUCACCCUGCGUAUGCGGGAUCUCCUGCACCAGAACAACGCCACGGACCGAGACAUCGCCCAGCUCCGCCAGCACACUGAGCUUCUGUGCCAGGCAUCGAACAACCACAACAACCCCAAGAACAACCAGAAUGACUACAGUCCGUAUGACAAUAACAAUAUCAAUGACAACAACCCCAUUGCCAACACAGUCUGGGAAAGGCUACACCAGACCAUGGCCCUGUCAGGCUGCUAUCCUGGCCUCAACAACCUCAGAGUUGAAGAUAACACACAUUACUGUCCAGAGCAAGGAGUGGGAUGGAACACCAGUUUCAAGAGAGAUCCAGUUGACCCUAAUAUUUUCUCUCAGAACCACAAAGGGAUGGAGAGCCUUUCCCCUCCAUCACCAAUCCUGGCUCCCAUGUCUGAUCUGCUCCCGCAAGAAUUUCCCAUUUCCCAUUCACAGCUUGCCGUCCAUACGUCACUUUAUCACUCUGAGUAGGGCUUUGUCAAGCUCCCAGAGAAAGUCACAAUCUUGAACCCUGACUGUUCCACCCAUUAGGGUCUUCACUAGUGCCUUCCCAGAGAAAAGCAGGGGACCUGGCCAGUUUUGAACACUAACAAUUCAGUUAAUUCACCAGUGCUACCUAGGUACAGUAUUUAGUCUGUAUUGUAAAAAGAUUCAGACAGUUACCACUAGAACCAAACAAUUUGGAGAAAGUAGCCUUCCAAAGUAAUACAUAAGUUUGUUGUGGAUUCUGCUUCAAAGACACAGCUCCUGAGACAUGAGCGUCAUCUUGUAUGGUACUACACUACCGAGAAGUCCUACACCAUGCUCAAACAAUGCUACUAAUGAGUUCUUUAUCAGGCAUUGGGAAUUUGGAUCCUUUUCUGACCUCUCAGUUACAGCAGUUGACAAAUUAUACUGAAAAUGUACACUUGUAUCCUUGUGAAUUUGCCUUUUAUGUAUAAUCAAAUAGUUUAGAGAUGCCUUUGAAACAUCAAAAGACAAUCUCAUUCAGUGUCUUAAAUCCUACCUUGGAAUCUUGUAUUAACAGUUGUCUAAGGCUUUUGUUGGAUACACAGGGGUUAUGUGAUUUUUGAAUAGAUGUAUGCAGUAGCAAGUACUGUAUUUCUUGUAACUUAUAAGUAGACAAUAAACAUGCUUAUUGUUGAAUGUAUUUUUAA
This is a messenger RNA of Esox lucius (northern pike), 2301 nucleotides long. RefSeq lists its product as uncharacterized. The record is from RefSeq and is a predicted model, not a curated record. The coding region runs from base 173 to 1615 and encodes 480 amino acids. Lineage: Eukaryota; Metazoa; Chordata; Actinopteri; Esociformes; Esocidae. The transcript has 5 exons. Gene Ontology annotation, cellular component: nucleus. Gene Ontology annotation, biological process: negative regulation of DNA-templated transcription; negative regulation of circadian rhythm.